Aedes albopictus (Asian tiger mosquito) is the source of this 1677-nucleotide messenger RNA. Its product is annotated as monocarboxylate transporter 12. The transcript has 5 exons. The record is from RefSeq and is a predicted model, not a curated record. NCBI's taxonomy places the organism in Eukaryota, Metazoa, Arthropoda, Insecta, Diptera, Culicidae. Gene Ontology annotation, molecular function: monocarboxylic acid transmembrane transporter activity. Gene Ontology annotation, cellular component: membrane. Gene Ontology annotation, biological process: transmembrane transport. Bases 348 to 1646 code for a protein of 432 amino acids.
GCACUUUCCACGGAAUGCUCACGAUCCCGUCCGCAUACGUACCGUGUGCAUGUAUUGUGCACUCCAGCAGGUUCGCACCCUUCGCACCAUUUGCAUCGCACGAGAGGAUAUUAAGCUCCAUCACUCUCGUAAGCGAUAAGCACAUGGAUGAAUUUAUUUUAUCUUCCCUAGCGAGACUGUUUGAUGGUUGAUAAGCGAUGGGUGGUAGUCCAGCUUCCAGAUUAUUUUAAUGAAUCACUCGUCAGAUAAACCUUGGCUUGAGAAGAGUUCAGGUCGCUUUUCGAUUAGAACGAGAUAUAAUUACUUGAUGUUGAAAUUUAAAAUUAGUUCAAGUGAAUUUUGGAAACAUGGUAUCAAAUAAAGUGCCGCCUGAUGGCGGUUACGGGUGGAUGAUUGUAAUUGGCUGUGCUAUUAUCAAUGUCUUCAACCAAUCUCUAAUAUCCGUGUUUGGUUUAAUGUUUGGUGAUUAUCUCACGGCUAUGGGUGAGAAUGCGUUUGGUGCAGCGCUUGUCAUGAACGUGUGCAACAUUUCACUGAACUUUUCAGGCCUUAUAACGGGACCGAUAAUUAAAAAGUUCAAAACUAGAAAAGCUUCCAUUUUAGGUAGCUUGUUAACAGGAGUAGCCCUAGCGACAUGCGCGUAUGCAACACAAAUGUGGCAAAUCUUGCUGUCUUAUAGCGUAGCAUUUGGAUUUGGGUUGGGUUUGAUACAGUCAUCUACUUUUGUUGCGAUAAAUUCUUAUUUCCGAAACAAUAAAGGAAAGGCGGUUGGGCUAGCUCUCGCUGGGACCGGCAUAGGUCAAAUUCUAAUGCCACUACUUGUUCAGUAUUUGCUUGAUAUUUUUAGCUUUAGAGGAACUACUUUGAUAAUUGGUGGAUUAGCUUUCAAUGGGGUGGUUGGUGCUGCUCUUCUACAACCUGUUGAGUGGCACAUGAGAGUUCAAAUGAAUGAUGAAUUCGAUGAGCGGAUACCACUUUUAGAUAAUGCUAAGACCUCUUCGAAUACAUCUAAAAAAUCAGAUAGUGGCUGGUCGAAACUCGCUGCGUUAAUGGAUGUAGCAAUACUUAAACGGGUGUCUUUUCUCAAUUUAGUAAUAGGUCUAGGGUUAGCAUAUACAGCAUCGACAAGUUUUUCGUUAUUCUUUCCAUAUUUUCUGCAGAAAACAGCAAACCUGGACAUGUUUCAAGCAGCAAAUUGUAUGUCUAUUUUAUCGACAACAGAUCUACUAACCCGCAUCACAGUGCCAGCUUUUGUGGACAAGAUGAAGUUUUCACACAGAAAUACUUUUCUCAUGGCUGGAUUGUGUCUAGUCAUCGCCCGAUCCAUUAUGGCAGAAAUGCGGAAUAUUGUUGCGCUGAUGGUGACGUCCGCUUUCUACGGAAUAUUCCGCUCUAUAACGAUCGUGAAUCAGAAUCUCACUAUCGCUGAAUAUUGCAGCGAAAAAGGACUGGAAUCAAUGCUGCCAAAUGCAUUGGGAUUUAAUAUGAUUGCAAAAGGCAUUUUAGUGUUGAGUUUAGGGCAGCUGCUUGGAUGGUUCGUAGAUUAUACUGGUAGUUACUCGUUAAAUUUACAUGCACAAAAUUUGUUGCUUGUUUCGACGUGUGUCUUAUGGUUGUGUGAGUUAUAUUUCAAGUAUAAAGAUUAGUAUAUAUAUUUUAAAGCUUCAAACACUGGAA